AUGCAGACCCAAGAGACCCAGACGGACCCCCUGCUCGACCGCCCCCCGACGCCGAUCGCCGCGCCGCGCAAGACCGGCCGAAACGUCGCGACGCAGAUCUACGAGGGCGACCUCUUCCACUUCGACGCCGCCAUCGAGCCCAUCCUCGAGGUCAUGGUCGGCAAGACGCUGGAGCAGGCGAUGCUGGAGACGAUGCAGGAGGAGGAGUUAGAGCUACUGCGCCAGCAGCAGCUGGAGUUCGAGCAGCGCCGAAAGGAGGAGCUUCUGGAGGUGACUAAGCUCGAGGCCGCCGAAAAGCGGCUCUAUGAGGAAAAGGAGCGGCGUAAGCAGCAGGAGAUCGAUCGACUGCAGCGUGAGAAGGAGACUCGCGAGAAACUCCAAGCUCGGCUCUUCUCCAAGGCGUAUAUGGCAAAUAUGGAGAAUCGCAUCAUUGCUCGCUUGCAAGAUGAAGGCUGGUUUGCCGAUCGCGUUCUAAAUGAAGUAGAACUCAAUUUCAUGCCUUGGCUCAUGGAUGAAGUGGAUAAGGAGUUGCUAAAGAAGAAGAAGGCUCGCAAUUUAGUGGACGAACUGAUUCACCAUGUAGUGCAUUUGAACAUGAAUCAAUUGGUGCAUAGCUACGAAUCUCAACCACCACAGGAACCACAGUAA
This is a messenger RNA of Phytomonas sp. Hart1, 648 nucleotides long. The record is from the annotation of a GenBank genome assembly. Lineage: Eukaryota; Euglenozoa; Kinetoplastea; Trypanosomatida; Trypanosomatidae.